GAAAGUAGCUGGCGGUUCACAAAAGAACUACAGAAAAAAUAAUAUACCGCAUACCAACGGCCAAUGGAAGCUGGGUCCUCUGUGUGUUCGACGACAAGUGUUGCGACAAUGUCGUGAAUAGCGACGCGACGACAAAAGUAAAGACCUCUGUGUGUUUAAAGCAAAGGAGGUGAUUGCACCGUACACUUAUCCUUACGUUCCCCAGCCCUUCGAUUCUGAACAAUGGCAGGCACUUUGGCUCGUAAAGCGGUUGACCAUCUCCGAAGCAAGGAGUUUAGAGAUUAUUUGAUGAGCACGCACUUCUGGGGACCAGUGGCAAACUGGGGCUUACCAAUCGCUGCCAUCAGUGACAUGAAGAAGAGCCCAGAGAUCAUCAGUGGGAGGAUGACCUUUGCUCUUACCUGCUAUUCGCUUAUUUUCAUGAGAUUUGCCUAUAAAGUUCAACCAAGGAACUGGCUUCUCUUUGCCUGCCAUUUCACAAAUGAAACGGCUCAGCUUAUACAAGGUGGAAGACUGAUCAAGUACAAAUUGGAGAAAAAGCUUUCUUAAUCAAAUGGAUGGAUGCUGAAGAUUACACAUAAACAAGUGUCGGUGCCUCUGAUUUUCAAACAUAUGCCUAUUUAUUAUGUUUUUUUUUUUUUUAAUGAAACACCAGGUGAACAUUUCUACUCCUAAAUGAUCAAACAGAAUAUCACUUUUUGAUGACUUGACUGUGUAGCUCUUCAGAUUGCCUUCAUAAAUUGUCCAUAACACAUUUUGCAGAUGGUUAUGGAAUUUUAUAUGUACAUGAAUACAGAUACUGCAGUUUUUAAAGAGAAGUAUUUUGUUAUUAAAUAACAUAUACAAUGUGACGUUAAGGCAAUUAUGUUUGUUGGUUAACUGUAAUUUAUGAGAUUAAGUAAUCAGAACAACUUGGCAAUAAAAGUGACACUGACA
Molecule: messenger RNA, 936 nt
Organism: Megalops cyprinoides (Indo-Pacific tarpon)
Lineage: Eukaryota; Metazoa; Chordata; Actinopteri; Elopiformes; Megalopidae
Gene: mpc1
Product: mitochondrial pyruvate carrier 1
Exons: 5
Coding region: 223-549 (108 amino acids)
Biological process (GO): pyruvate import into mitochondria
Cellular component (GO): mitochondrial inner membrane
Source: RefSeq, a predicted model, not a curated record